ACAUACCCUGAACUAAUACAGCAGAUCUCCGGGCUUAACCUAUGAACAGAGAACCUCUGAAACAGGAAGUGUCGAACAUGACCACAGUGACUGAGUUCCUCCUCCUGGGAUUCUCUGAUGUAUUUGACCUGCAGAUGUUGCAUUUUGUGCUGUUUCUCCUGAUUUAUCUGAUGGCCCUGGUAGGAAACCUUUUCCUCCUCCUUGCUGUAGCCUUGGAUGACCAUCUUCACACUCCUAUGUACUUCUUUCUGGCCAACCUAUCGAUUAUUGAUAUCAGCUACAUCUCCGUCACAAUCCCUAAAUCCAUGGACAUCACCUUGACCCACAUCAGAUCAAUUUCCUUCUCUGGAUGCAUGACCCAAAUCUUUUUGGGACUUACCUUUCCAUUUGCAGAACUGGUUUUGCUCACUGUCAUGGCAUACGACCGCUACAUCGCCAUAUGCUACCCACUCCAUUAUCAAGUAAUCAUGAGCAAGAUGAAGUGUUCCAGUAUGGUAGCUAGUUGUUGGGUGGGUAGCAUUAUGUAUGCAGUCCUGCAUACUCUGAACAUCUUUCUUUUACCAUUUUGCGGGCCAAACAAUGUCAAUCAGUUCUUUUGUGAAAUCUCUCAAGUGCUUAAGCUUGCAUGUGCUGACACAUUUCGCAAUGAAAUGGCUAUACUUGCAUGUGGUAUUGUUUUUGGUUUAAUUUUCUGUUCUUCAAUCAUUUUAUCUUAUGCUCACAUCUUUUCCACAAUCCUAAAAAUCCCUUCUUCACAUGGCAAGUACAAAGCGUUUUCCACAUGUUUGCCACACCUUUUUGUUUUUUGUUUAUUUCUGUUUUCUGGGAUGUUCACGUAUUUUAAGAAAAGUUCCGAAUCUUCAUUCGUUAAGGACAUCCUGCCAGCUUUGUUAUAUUCUAUUGUGUCCCCAAUAGCCAACCCAGUCAUCUACAGCCUGAGAAACAAGGAGAUCCAAAAAGCUCUUGGCAAACUCUUAAACAAAGGCCUCUUCACCAGGGAGGUGUCUUCAACAAAGAGGGGAAAAUAA
Messenger RNA from Rhineura floridana, 1028 nucleotides. RefSeq names its product olfactory receptor 14A16-like. Bases 42 to 1028 code for a protein of 328 amino acids. Gene Ontology annotation, molecular function: olfactory receptor activity; G protein-coupled receptor activity. Gene Ontology annotation, biological process: G protein-coupled receptor signaling pathway. Gene Ontology annotation, cellular component: membrane. The transcript has 2 exons. The record is from RefSeq and is a predicted model, not a curated record. NCBI's taxonomy places the organism in Eukaryota, Metazoa, Chordata, Lepidosauria, Squamata, Rhineuridae.